This is a messenger RNA of Leishmania mexicana MHOM/GT/2001/U1103, 459 nucleotides long. RefSeq lists its product as hypothetical. The transcript has a single exon. The record is from RefSeq and is a predicted model, not a curated record. The coding region runs from base 1 to 459 and encodes 152 amino acids. Lineage: Eukaryota; Euglenozoa; Kinetoplastea; Trypanosomatida; Trypanosomatidae.
AUGGGCUGCACUACUAGCAAAACCAAAACGCCCGCUGCCAACGCUGCGAGUAAAGGGGCGGAUGAGUUCUACGCACUCGCGACCACUGAGCAGCACCCCGUAGCCCAAAUGUUGUUGGAGGAGUGGGUUCUAUUUGUAGAUGCACAGGCGCGCCGCAUCGCGGGUGACUCUAGUGCAGCACGCGCUUACCAGAGCCGCCUAAAAGAGGUCUGGGCGGAUACGGCCAAUCGCCCAGUCACACACCGUUCCGUCGAUUAUGUUGGCAAGAUGUUUCUCGAGUACAUCAAGGAAGACUUGUCACACCGUGGCUGGGGCGGCAACUUCGACUACAAGGUAGCUGGUGUUGUCACGCAGGGCUUCCUGAAGGCGAACGCCAACAUUGAUACGGCACUCAGCGACACUCCGGAAGAGGUGUCCUGGGAGAUCAAAAUCCACUACGAUAGUCUAGGGAUGUCGUAG